UAUGAAAGUCUCGAGUCUCUCGAAAAAGAAAGAAAAAGGAAAAAGGAAAAAGAAAUCGGUGAGAAAAGUAUUUGCAGUGAUAGUCGGUCCACUGAGAAUUGGGUUUUUGAGUCUUUGUUUUUGCAUCUAUUAGUGCAGAUUUUUUGUCUGGUUGGUUUCGGCUUUCCCCUGCCUUCAGGCAGGAGAGGGUUGUUUGCUGAAUAUUUGGUUUUGCCUUCCUUGCUCUCACUCGAAUUUCUCGCCUUCUUAGAGCGGUGAAUUUCGUUUUUGUUUUCUUUUUAUUGCUUUGUUCGUUUUUGCAGGGUUGUUUGCUGGGUUUUUAGUUUUUGCAGGUUUUGAAGGAGCUCUUUGACUCUGAAACGCAUACAUUUCGGGAGAGCACUGCUGCGCCUGGUCUGAAUAGAGACACGUUGUCAAGUUGUUACUUUUCUUUGUGCUUGCAAUCUUCUUUGGAUCAAGAAACAAUCCUGCGAAACAGAAGAAGCAAUGGCUGGAAGGCCAGGGAAGAAAGGGACAUGCGAUCUCUGCUCCAAAGGAAAUCGGUUUACUGAGAAAGAGAUUUGCAUCGUCUGCAGUGCAAAAUACUGUUGUCAUUGUGUUCUCAGAGCGAUGGGUUCAAUGCCACAAGGAAGAAAAUGUGUUUCUUGCAUAGGUCAGAGGAUUGACGAGGCAAAGCGAAAGGACUUGGGUAAAUGUUCUCGGAUGCUGAAGCGACUAUUGUGCGAAAUUGAAGUUAAACAGAUCAUGAAAUCUGAGAGAUUAUGCCAAGCAAAUCAGCUGAACCCUGAGCUCGUUUAUGUGAAUUGCCAGGCUCUUUCUCAACAGGAGCUUUUCCUUUUGCAGACCUGCCCAAACCCACCAAGAGAACUCACACACGGACGCUACUGGUAUGAUAAAUUUUCAGGCUUCUGGGGAAAGGAAGGAAAGAAACCUUGCCAAAUAAUCAGUCCCAGUUUAGCUGUUGGGGGGCAUCUGCAAACAAAUGCAAGCAAUGGAAACACAAACGUGUUGGUAAAUAAUCGUGAGAUCACUAAAGUGGAGCUCCUGAUGCUGCUGUUAGCAGGAGUGAAAUGUGAAGGAGAAACUCACCUUUGGGUUAAUGCAGAUGGGUCCUAUCAGGAAGAGGGAUCAAGUGCUAUAAAGGAAAAUAUAUGGAUAAAGACAAGAGUAGGAAAGCUAGUUCGUGCCAUCUUGUCUUUGCCAAGUGCUCCUCUUGAGCGAGUUACUGGGAAAAAUGUGGGUAUGGAACUUGAGCAUGGACUUUACAGUCCUCUUCUAGUUGGCAGUGGUUUCUCGGGCACUGAACCUGAUCAGCCUGCUUGACAACAUUAAUUUCCAGUUUCACUUGUAUUUUCUUCUGUCCAAUUGAAGUUAAAGUCUAUGCUAAGUCAAAGAUUGUUCAUCUAAAUAAAGAAGAGAAAAAAUUGAGGGAAAGAAAAGGUAUAUUUUACAAAAAGGAUGUAACAUUAUGUUGUACAAUAUUUAUUGCUGCUUUUCUCUGUCUUGAGUCUGGACAAAUGGGAAAUUGAAACUUGAUUGUUUAUACAUAUGCAAUUCAAGG
Molecule: messenger RNA, 1561 nt
Organism: Manihot esculenta (cassava)
Lineage: Eukaryota; Viridiplantae; Streptophyta; Magnoliopsida; Malpighiales; Euphorbiaceae
Product: extra-large guanine nucleotide-binding protein 1
Exons: 5
Coding region: 487-1323 (278 amino acids)
Source: RefSeq, a predicted model, not a curated record